This is a messenger RNA of Dibothriocephalus latus, 210 nucleotides long. The record is from the annotation of a GenBank genome assembly. Lineage: Eukaryota; Metazoa; Platyhelminthes; Cestoda; Diphyllobothriidea; Diphyllobothriidae.
AUGUCCAUUUUAGCCGACGACAACUGUCAGAAGGAGGGCGAAGCCUGCAGUAAAACCAUCUUUCAGAGAUGCUGCGAUCAGCUGGUUUGUGACCUAGCGUGGUUUGGCAAUGGAAAGUGCGUGAAGUGUCUUCCGGAGCAGGCUAUAUGCUGGUUUGACGGUGAUUGCUGCAGUGGCAAGUGUUCUUGGUUCCGCUGUGUCAAGGAGUAA